UUAGUUCGAAGUUACGUUCGAGUAUAGAGGGACACGUACAAACAGUGCAAAAUUCGAUAAAAUUGUCUUAGAAGAAGGACGAAGUAAACCACGAAAAUUGUACUUGCCACAAGUAAUACUUGUCAUACUAAAAGUGAACAGUCAAAGGAUUAAAACUAAACAACACGGAAGGAACAUGCGUACGAUAAAUGGGAUUUUUAGAGAUAAAAAAUAUACGAAUAACCGUGAAUCCGAGUAAUUACUCAUACGUCAUCUGUAAUUUUGAUUAAAGAUGAUGUAUCUUUACAUUGGAUUGAUCAUUUGCUUGAUAAUUAUACCGAGUGAAAUACAAUCUAAAUUUGAUGAUAUUCAAAGUAACAAUGUGGCUGAACUAACAUCACAAUUGACCAUUCAAAGAACGGAGAAUUUCAAACGUAUAUUGAAUUAUGUGCAUAAUUCUAAGGAAUUUCAACCAUUUAUGGUCUCAUUGCUUUUGUUCGAUACAAAAUCGUACAUACUUGAGUCUCUCUUGCAUCAAAUAGCGAUCGAUUUUAUUCAAGGUUAUCGGAUAAAUGCCAAUGAUUUUGUUACAAAAUGUACUUGGAGGGAUCAAUUUCAAUUAACUUGGAUUUUACCUAUCGAUGAUCUUCGUCAACUUCAACAUUUCUUACACGAAAAAUUAUGGAAACCGAACAAUCAAUAUUUGAUUAUUUUCCUUGGUGAAGAAGAAAUCUCAAGAAAAACGUGGAAAACAAUUUUUCAAGAACUUUGGUUCAAAUUUCAUGUUUAUCGAAUACUCGUUACAUCGAUUAUCGAUCAUUUUCAAUGUUUUUUAAAUUAUCAUCCAUUCGAAUCAAUACCAAAUGGUUAUGGUAAAGUACAUAAAUUAUGUUUCGAUGAUUUCGAAGAAUACAAUACGAGAAAUCAAACGAACUCGUUCAGUUCUGUUUUAUCGGAAAAUAUAAAUCUGUUCGAAACUUUUGAAAAUAUAAAUGGUUAUCCGAUUAAAGUAACUGUUUUUCCAUCAAUGAUGAUGAACAUUAACGUAGACGAAAACAACGUAAUCCGUUACACCAAAUUGGAUGCCAAAGUGAUGAGCACAUUGGAGAAUAGCAUGAACACUAAUUUCAUCGUUACUGUAUUGUACAAAAUGGAUGACGUUGAUCCCUUUCACGAAUCCUUACGAAAUAUUGAAGAUAAUAAGAGUGAACUCGUUUUAACCAGUCUUUUUAUUAAAAUUUACAAUGAUUCUUUUCUAUAUGAAUUUACGGUUGGCAUAGAAGUAGACAAGCUUUGUUUCAUUGCACCAACCAGAGGAUACUUACCAAAAUCUUAUAUGCCAUUUUUACCAUUUACAAAAGAAUUAUGGAUACUAUUAAUAUUUUAUAACAUUUUUGUUACAAUAUUCUGGGUAAUUUUGAAAUAUUUGAGUUAUUCCAUUCGUAAUGACAAACCAAUCACUUGUCCUCUGAGUAAAGAUUUAUGGGAUAUUCGUAAAGAAAAGUUAUCGAAUGUUAUUUCGAAAAGGAACGAUUAUUCUCGUUCAAUAAAUAAAGAAAAAUCACCACCAGAGAUUCAUCCAUACGUGAUUGGUUGUACAGAAUUAAUGAUAUUAUUUUGUUAUCCAUUCGAAAGAGCAUACACCCCAGCACUUAGAAUUUUUCUUUGUGGUUCUUUAUUAUUCGGAUUAGUAAUCGCUGGAUUAUACAACAAUUGGCUCAUGUGGACACUUAGCAAACCAUUGAGAUAUCCAGAAAUUAAUACUAUCGAGGAUGUAGCAGAUUCAAAUUAUACGAUAGUUACGAAAUAUUUAAAUUUAAAAGAGGAUACUUUCAUCGGUGACGAUCCAUUGGACACAAAACUUAGAAGUAAAAUCAGUGUACUUAAUUCGGAUAAACCAACGAAUUAUUUCGUAGCGUUCGAUCGUAGUUUUAUUGCAUUAGGUCGAUUUACCUCAAUCAAGUUGGAAAAUUACUCGGUUUAUUACGACGACGAUGGUAACAAAUUAAUCCAUGUUGUCGAAGAGUGUCCAGUUACUUAUACGCUUUCUUACGUGAUUAAACUUAAUUCACCUUACACUGAAAGGAUCAAUACCUUGCUACUGAGGAUGCAACAAUUUGGGUUCAUUAACUUUUGGUAUGAGGAAAUGACACAUCCUUUAUUCGUCGAGGAUGCCAAAAUGAAAUUGCAAUUGAGCGAGAGAAAGAAAAAACUUACUUUGGAACAUUACUCGUUAACAUUUAUCGGAUUGUUUAUUGGUCUAAUUGGAUGUUUUCUCGUAUUUCUAGCUGAAAUUCAUUACGCCAGAUGUAGAAGGUGUUAAAAAUUAUAAAGAAAAAAGUUAUUAACAAAUUGUAUAAUAUCUUUCUUUCUUUGUGUUUGUUUUAACUGUUUAAAUUUGUUUCUCUUUUUCAUUUAUUCGUUCGUUUGAUAACAAAAUUUCUUUAUCCAACGCAUAUUGCGUUAUAAUUACUACGAAAGAUUUAUCUGUUAUAUUAUAUUCUAAUUAAAUUGUUCAAAGAUAAACGAAACGGGUGUAAAAAUCUAUUUUUUCUUUUUA
Messenger RNA from Polistes dominula (European paper wasp), 2539 nucleotides. RefSeq lists its product as uncharacterized. The record is from RefSeq and is a predicted model, not a curated record. NCBI's taxonomy places the organism in Eukaryota, Metazoa, Arthropoda, Insecta, Hymenoptera, Vespidae.